Molecule: messenger RNA, 1908 nt
Organism: Sinocyclocheilus grahami
Lineage: Eukaryota; Metazoa; Chordata; Actinopteri; Cypriniformes; Cyprinidae
Product: rap guanine nucleotide exchange factor 5-like
Exons: 16
Coding region: 1-1578 (525 amino acids)
Biological process (GO): Ras protein signal transduction
Cellular component (GO): plasma membrane
Molecular function (GO): guanyl-nucleotide exchange factor activity
Source: RefSeq, a predicted model, not a curated record
AUGCGUCGCUGUUCAGUGAUAAUUGUUCAGAGACUCACUGAGAGAUCGUCUCGUGUUACUGUUUCCCAGCGGAAGAGAAGCCAGAGGCAUCAGUGUUCAGAUCUGUCUCAUGUCCAUUUCAUCGUCCACCAGGUGAAAACAUCAGAGUGGAUUUGUGAAGUAACUCCUCAACAAGAAACGCAGGACAAGUUUUGUGCCAUGCUUGCCAUCAGGAUCUUGUUCAGAUCGAAAACGCUUCUGGAUGACUUCCUGCUGACGUAUCUGGUGUUCAUGUCCACCAGUGAUCUCUGCCAGGCGCUGCUGGGACACUACUGUACAAAGCGCUGCCGGGGGAAGGAGGAGGGAAAGGAGGCCCUCUACAGAAAGAGGAAAGUACUGCACCUGGUGUGUCAGUGGAGCACGCUCUACAAGGACUUCCUGCGAGAAGAGGAGAACAUCAAGCUCUUCAUGAAGACACUGUAUCGAUACGUGCUGGAAGACGUUUAUGAGUUCCCCGCGCUGGAGAAGGACCUGAAGGAGUUUCAGAAACUUCUGCGACGGAGACAAUACGUGCAAGAAUUGAUGUGUCGUGUAUACGUGAGCUCUGAUUCGUAUCUGAGCGUGCGGGUGAAGCCGGCGGUGGUGGCUCAGGAGCUGCUGCACAUCGUCUCUCAGCGCAUGGACCGAUCCGAGGACGACAUGAUGCUGGUGGCACAGACGUACAGCGGAGAGAAGCGCGUCCUUCAGCCGCACGACAGUAUUUACUCCGAGUCUCUGGAGGCGCCUGGCCGACUGAUCGCCUGUCGAAGAGACCUCAGCGAGAUCCUGCCGCCCCUGACUGAGUGUCCUGAGCUGGGACAGAAGCCCGUCAGACUGCUGGGCAUCAACACAUGGGACGUAUCUGUGGCUCUGACAAACUUCGACUGGAAUCUCUUCAACUCCAUUCAUGAGCAAGAGCUGAUCUUCUACACGUUCAGUCGUCAGGCCAGCAGUGGCCACACUGUGGCGCUAGAGUUCCUGCUGCAGCGCUGUAAUGAGGUGCAGCAGUGGGUGAUGUCUGAGGUGCUGCUCUGUCCAUCGCUCAGCAAACGAGUGCAGCUGCUCAAGAAGUUCAUCAAGAUCGCCGCGCACUGUAAAGCGCAGAGGAACCUCAACUCCUCGUUUGCCAUCAUCAUGGGCUUAAACACAGCCGCCGUCAGCCGUCUCAACCAGACCUGGGAGAAAGUUCCUGGAAAGUUCAAGAAGCUUUUCUCUGAGCUGGAGCUGUUGACAGAUCCCUCCAUGAAUCACAAAGCCUACAGAGACGCUUUCAAGAAGACCAAGCCGCCCAAAAUCCCCUUCAUGCCUCUGCUGCUCAAAGAUAUCACGUUCAUCCACGAGGGGAACAAAACAUUUCAUGAUAAUCUGGUGAACUUUGAGAAGCUGCACAUGAUCGCUGAUACGGUGCGACUCAUUCGCCACUGCCAGACGGAUCAGACAGGAAACGAGCUUUCUCCGUGUGACAGUCCUGAGGUGCGCUCCAGCGUCCAUUACCUUCACAUCAUCGACAAUCAGCAGACGCUGUUCGAGCUCUCGCACAGACUGGAGCCCCGAGUCUGAGAGAAACAGAAGCAGGACAAACGGAUCGAUUCCGACUGAAACACGAUCAGUGACUCUCUCAGAGCUCGAUCACAGCCAAACCAGUCAGUCCACUCGAGCACACGGGCUGAGAACUCCACAUACGUGAUGAUAAAACCUCUAUUUCUUCAUGUAAAAAAUGAUUCGUGGUCAAUGAAAGCUUUUUCCUGCCCGCGGGAGAGGUGUGAACUUUCUCAGCAUUGCUUUGUUGACAUGCUGUUGUCAAUGUUAUUUAACUUCUACCAGCACUCUGGACCAUAUUUAUAUAGGAAUUUAAUAUUUCAGAUUUUUAGGGCUGGGCGAUAUAAUCAU